Messenger RNA from Aspergillus eucalypticola CBS 122712, 2046 nucleotides. RefSeq names its product LCCL domain-containing protein. The transcript has a single exon. The record is from RefSeq and is a predicted model, not a curated record. The coding region runs from base 1 to 2046 and encodes 681 amino acids. Lineage: Eukaryota; Fungi; Ascomycota; Eurotiomycetes; Eurotiales; Aspergillaceae.
AUGCUUGGAGAAGGACCUGAGGACGGCUCUCGUCCUCAUGUUCCACCACUAUGGGAAACGGAAAACCGUCCCGCUGACGAUUCCCCCGACCUCCCUCAGCAUGAAGAGACCGGUCUCCCAUACUUACCCGUCUGGCUACGGGAGUCAUCCAAAUCCAUUCGCUGGGGAUGGGUUCCAUUGCCGCUACGCAAAGCAGGCUGGGCCAUAGCCGACUGGGUCAAGGGCCCGAAACCUCCGCAAUCCCUGCUAUUGAAGCCGCUGUUCCCUCGCUAUCAAGAAUUGCCGGUUCGGUUACUCGAACGCUUCUUUCCCAAACGCAAGCACAAGAUCGCAUUGCUGGCACUGCUGUAUAUUGUCUGGUUUCUGCCCUGGACCAUUGUCUUGCUGCAUUCACGACAGGGCGGUUACAUCGAGGGCUAUGGACGACCGAAGACACUCGCUUGCUCCACGAGUCUAUGGCAGUCUGGCAAUGACUGUGGCCUCAACGGCAACGACUGUCGCCCCUUCUCUGCAUCAACUAUGGCCUUCCGGUGUCCUGCAAACUGCCGCGACUCGAAAUUGCUCCAGCCGCAUACGAUCGGCAACCAGACCUACAGCUACCAGGGCCUGGUAGUGGGAGGUCCUCAACCAGAAUCCGAUGAGCCUGCCGUGUAUCGAGCAGAUAGUUUCGUCUGUCAGGCAGCCAUUCAUGCGGGUGUCAUCACUAAUGCGGUUGGUGGCUGUGGUGUCUUGAAACUGGAUGGUGCCGCCCAUUCUUUCCAUGCGUCAAAGCAACAUGGAAUUCGCUCGGUUGAAUUUCCGUCGACCUUCCCCAAAUCGUUCAGCUUUGUCGAGCUGUCCUCAGCACAGGCAACCUGCCCUCAAGAUCCUCGCUGGCCAUUGCUAGGCAUUACCAUUGGCGCACUAAGUCUUCUUUGGCUGUUUUGCGUCUCCCCACCUGUUCUGUUCUUCAGCACGUUCGUCAUGCUGUUUUGCCAGGUGGGACUGGUUUCUGAUCCGCCCUCGAUCUCUCAGUUUGCAGACCUUUUCUCAACUAUGUUCUCACGACUCUUGCCGGCGUCGUUUGUGGCCUUCGUCUUGUAUAAGUAUUGCGCACGGCCGCUUCUGACCCCGCUUUCCGAGCCAAUGUACCAGCUGACUAAACUGUUCCUCUACCUGCCACCUGCCUUUAUUGGUGGUCUGAACAAUUACACUUUCGCCAGGCUGAUCCCGCUCGAGCGUUUGACUCCUCAUGAUAUCCAGAAACAGCCCGGAGCCAAGGUUGCACUGGCUCUAGUGAUCCCCACGGUGGUCUGCAUCAUCUUGAGUCAAGCCUGGCAAAUCCGCAUGGGAGGCUUAAUGCCUCGCUACCUCAAGAUCUAUUGCACUAUGGGUCUCAUCCUACUGAUCUUACUCCCACUGCCAGGUCUGCGCUUGAGAAUCCAUCAUUACAUUCUUGCCAUCCUUCUCAUGCCGGGAACGGCCCUACCUACGCGCCCCUCGUUGAUCUAUCAGGGAUUACUAUUGGGCCUCUUCAUCAACGGCAUCGCUCGCUGGGGAUUUGCGUCGAUCAUCGAAACACCCGCCGCCUUGGGCGAGCAAGCCCCGGGCCCUGGGGGUUCGCACGGAUGGUGGGGCGGGACCUACCCCAAUGUCAGUGAUUCCUCGGUCUCCGUCUCCCUUCCUGGUCCUGGGUCUCCUGAAACACAUCACGGAAAUGGAAACAUCACAUUCAAUCUCUGGGAACGGCAACGUAUGGACAAGAUGGGCGUAGAUGGUAUUUCUGUACUGGUGAACGACGUCGAGCGCUGGCGCGGCUAUCUGGACGAAGACAAGCGGGGUGAGUUUAUAUGGCAUCGACAUGGGCACAGAGGGCUGGAACUGCAACAUCGACCCACCAUCGAGAGUGACCAGCUGGAUGUCACUGUGCAGGAUGAUGACUCUGAGCCGGAAGACCUAUUCUUUCGGUUCGCCUUCCUCAAGGGAGCGGAAGCAGGCAAAUACGGUGGAGCCGGGGUUUGGCUACGGGAUGGAAGAUGGAUAUCGCCGCCUCCGCCGAAGUCGUAA